AUGGCAUCAAAGUACAACAAGCUCUUGGGAAAGCAUGUUCUCAUAAUCGGCGGUUCAACCGGAAUUGGCUUCGCAAUUGCAGAGGCCUCCAUUGCCAGCGGUGCCAAUGUCACCAUCUCAUCAUCGUCACAAGACAAGCUCUUCCAGGCGGUUAUAUCUCUCCAAUCAUUUGUUCCGGCCUCUUCUCAACAGAAGAUUCAAAGUUUCGCCGCCAAUCUCUCCGACUCGGAUGCAGAAGCCAAUCUAGAGGCCGUAUUCGAACAAUCCGGCCCCGUCGACCAUGUCGUAUUCACGGCAGCAGACUCGCUCUCCCUCAUGAUGCUACAAGAUAUGACGCCCGAAAAGAUUCUUGCUGCAUGCCAGAUGCGUCUUGUCGCCCCGUUGAUGGCAGCGAAGGUUGCUGCAAGACACCUGGCCAAGAGCAGCGAGUCCUCUUUCACUAUAACAAGCGGCAGCGCGGCCCAUAAGUCAGCCCCGGGCUGGUCCGUCGUCUCUUACUUCGCAGCCGGCCUGCAGGGUAUAGUAAAGCAACUGGCAGUUGAGCUUAAGCCCUUGAGAGUUAAUGCUGUCGCACCUGGGUAUGUCGAUACAGGACUAUGGGAUGGCAUGAAAUCCGAGGAAAAGGAAGAAAUGGUGAAGGGAAUCGAAGCUUCGAUGCCAACAGGUAAAUUCGGUAGAGUUGAGGACGUUGCUGAGGCAUAUCUAUGGCUGAUGAAAGACCGAAAUGUCACUGGGACCGUAGCAGCGACAGACAGUGGAAUUAUGAUUGUUUAA
Messenger RNA from Colletotrichum graminicola M1.001, 774 nucleotides. RefSeq names its product short chain dehydrogenase. NCBI's taxonomy places the organism in Eukaryota, Fungi, Ascomycota, Sordariomycetes, Glomerellales, Glomerellaceae. Bases 1 to 774 code for a protein of 257 amino acids. Gene Ontology annotation, molecular function: oxidoreductase activity. The record is from RefSeq and is a predicted model, not a curated record. The transcript has a single exon.